AUUCAUUGUCGAUUUUGAGGUCAUAACGAAGCCACUUCAGUCACGUGGCGUACGCGGAGUGGAUUCUUGUGUGUAGAUCGCGCGAUAUGGAAAAUUUGCAAGUGGAUGAAUUUAUUGAUGGUCUUUUGAACCAGAAAGAUGCGACGGAACAACCUUCAGACACCCAGAAACCCGAAGAUAUCACCAUGAGGAUACCAGAGUGGUACGAUGAGAAACUGUACAAUAAAGGGCGUCACUUCUACUGGAACAACUGCUUCCAGUUCAGUUCUUCGAUGCUGGUGGGUCUGGUGGCCGUGUUUUCCGUGCCUUCCAUCCUGCGUGUGCUGAUAAGCUCUCGCCGGUCAAACUCGAUCUUCACUUCAUAUAAACGCUACCUCUCCACUGUACUUCAUACAAUCUCGUGGUUUGAACAUGACCUGAAACCUGGAACUGUGUCAUGGAGGUCCUUAAUGACAGUUCGUAGUCGCCACUUAAAGGCGAGUAUCGCAUCAAAGAUGAAGGGCCAAGGAAUAAUCUCUCAGAGAGACUUGGCUCUCACACAAUUCGGCUUCUUUGGGUUCGCCAUGCUGAAGCCAGACAAGUUCGGAAUAAGACAGUUGGAACCUGGAGACUGGGAAGCUUAUAAUCACUUCUGGAGAACAAUAGGAUACGUUAUUGGCUUGGAAGAUAAAUACAACAUUUGCCGGAAGAACUUCGAAGAAACCAGGGCUGUGUGUAAGAUUAUCCUGGAGCGAGUAUUUACGCCGUGUCUCGACGUGGUCCCGGAGGGCUUCGAGCAUAUGACCCGCACAAUGCUGGAUAGUAUGCGGUACGUGAACCCCACCAUCGAUGUGGAGGCGCUGCUGUACUGGACUAAGUACCUCGCAGGAGUGCCCGGCUAUAUCUACUCGGAGGGCGAGCGAGCUGAAUUACAAGAUACCCUUAGAGCCAAGCUGAAGGGAAGAUCUAAUGAUAUUGGCGUAGACACAGCGGAGCUGCUGCUAUCAAAACCAGCCAUUGAAAUAUCCCCGCGUACACCGCGACUGAUCUAUCUCCAGGACUACGAAACCAUAGAGUCGAUACCUGAGUACCAGCGACUUGACCUAACCGGCCGAUAUAAGCUGACAUUUAAUUACAUACUUGGAUCUUUGUACACUUCGUUCAUCUUCCGAUGGUUUAUCAAUUUAAAUUUCUUCCAGGCUCUAUUUCUGAUGAAAUAUUUACCAUACCUAGCAUUCUUUAAGUUUGGGAUCACCGCUUCGUAUGUCAAUAUAUUUAAGGAGGAUCCUGUCGAUGACACGGUUCCUAAGCCUAACUCUGAGUAUACUAAGCCAAGACAAAGGAAACCGUUUUAUAAAGAAAUUUUAUCCUUUCUUUGGUAGUAUUUCCAUUAGAUCAGCUGUUAAUUUCUUUAUCUACACCCAUGCUUUAAAUUCUCUAUUAAAGAUUCUGAAACAGUUAGCUUAUUGAAAACAUUAAAACACCCAAUGUUCUAAUAACCAUUACGUCAUCCAAACGAGUGUUGUAAUGUUGUACUGAAUUUCAUAACAACACUCCUAUGUUUUUUUUGAUCCCUUCAUGCGCAAAGAGUUUCAACAGACAGCCACAUUCUUAUUGCUCGAUGCGUGGUAUCUGUAUAAAUUUCAAAAAAAGAACAUUUCCGUUUACGCGCGUUCCACACUACCGGUACGUCGUAGUAAAAAAAAGUAGGUUAUUUGAAUCCCCGCCAUUUUGCUUCGAUAUUUUUAUUGUUUUGUUUACAAAAAAUUAGCGAUUCAUUUUUAACGCUGCAAAAGGACAUUAUAUUCUAGUGAAUUUUAAUUAUUGCACUAUACAAAAUGUAAAUUACUACUAAAAUAAAUAAUUGUUUCAAUACUUAGUUUAUAUGUAUAUAAUCAGUAAUGAAUGAUAUUAGGUUACUACUAGGACUGGUGUUUUAGUGUUAGCAGUAAGCUAACUGUUACAGAAGCUAUUAGAGGAUUCAUAUUCUGGGUGUAGAUAAAGUCUUGUAUGCAACUGUUGAUAAUUAGGUAUCAAAACACUCAUGUGAUAAAUCCACAUUCGUGUUUUAAUACCCCUUAUUACACAACAGUUGCAUAAAUAACUAUUGAUAUGUUUGCGCGAAAACAUUUAUUUCAAUUAUUUUUUUUCUAUCGAACUUGAAAGAUGUAUAGCUCUCCUCGAUAAGAUGUGGUUCUGUAGACAUAUUAUGAGUUAAAAUAGGCUUAUGGUAGCAGAUGUAUGAUACAAAUAUAGUAUUUAGAUCAACUAACGUCAGGUUGUUGAAUUUGCGUGACAGUGUGCGAACGCAUCGUAAAAGUUUACUUUAAUAAUAUUUGCCUAACGCGCCAAAAGAAGUACCUAUAACUUCUGACAUUAUUACUUAUAUAAUUUUUGUUCCACUUAUAAUAGCUUGGUAUCUAUGUCUGUUUGUAUGUAACGGAAUCUUUGAACUGAUUUUCUACCCCUUCAACACCUCGAAUUAAUUUGAAACAUUGCACACUGCUCAAGGUUUGGUGUAUGUUUAUUAAUUCUAAAUUCAGGGUGUUAAAAAUAUCCUGUACUAUAUCUUGAGGCGUAUAUUGGCAUCAAGUAGUGAGAACAAAUAAAUAUAAAUUUUCAGGAAAUAAGCACAUUAAAAAAGUAAAAAACAAUUAUAACGUACCCAACUAUAAAGGUAUAUAAUAUGAGGUUAGGACUCCCUGCGGCCAUUUUAAUUUUUCCCCCCCACACACUCAUUUCAUUCAUGUACCAUGAAGGGCGCGGGAGCAGCGGGAAAAACGAAAGUUUUGUAUUAAUAAUAACCCUGUGUUUAGGUCACUCCCAUCUGCCUGAUAAUCUGAUGCGCACUAUAGUUGUACCAAUAAUCAAAAAUAAAACUGGUGAUGCAUCAGAUGUAAACAACUAUAGACCGAUCUAUUUGGCCACAGUGGUCGCUAAAGUGCUGGACAGCAUGCUCGGUAAGCAUCUGGAUAAAUACGUCUCGUUAAACGACGCGCAGUUCGGUUUCAGGCCCGGGCUUUACACCGAGAGUGCUAUCCUGGUCCUUAAGCAGACUGUACGGUAUUACACUAGUAGAAAGAUCCCAGUAUACGCAUGCUACUUUGAUUUAUCAAAAGCUUUCGAUUUUGUAUCGUACAAUGAAACUUCUAUACCCAGGGAAAUAGUGCAAUUAUUUAUGCAUUGGUAUAAUAAGGAAAAGAACUACGUAAGAUGGGCAGGCUCUGCCUCGGAGGAGUACGGGCUGGAAUGCUGGGUGAAGCAGGGGGGGCUGACCUCUCCCAAGCUCUUCAGCCUGUAUGUCAACCGACUGAUCGAUGAGCUCAGCAGCUCCGGCAUCGGGUGUCAGAUUGAUGGAGUGUGCGUGAACAAUAUCAGCUACGAAGAGGAUAUGGUGCUGCCGAGCCCAUCGAUUGGCUACUGAGAAUUUGUGAGUGCUAUGCGGUGGCACAUGGGCUCAAAUACAACGCGAAAAAGAGUGAAAUAUUGUUCUUCUGGCCGGAUAAAAAGCGAUACACAUUCGUUCCGACAUUCAGCUUAUGUGGUACAGAGCUCUAAAUUAAGUCACUGGGUUACCGAGGAUCUCAAUGACAAUAUGGAUAUUGAAAGAGAGCGCUGUCUGUCCGAUGCAACAUGUUGACCUGCAGGUUUUCACGAUGCACGGAGACUGUUAAAGUUGCGCUUUUUAAAUCGUGCUGUCAGUCAUUUUACACCUGCAGCCUAUGGGUUAACUACACACUGCGGUCAUACAGCGAUCUGCGUGUUCAAUACAAUAACGCAUUCCGGGUGCUGAUGGGACUGCCGCGCCACUGCAGCGCCUCCGCUAUGUUCGCGGCAGCUCACACAGAUGGCUUAGCGGCCAUCAUGCGCAAGCGGUACGCUUCCACCAUGCGCCGCAUGCGCGAAAGUCCCAACACCAUACUGCGUACGCUGUCGGACCGGUGGGACUCCCCGAUGCUGGAUCGUUGGAUACGGCUGCACGCAGUCGUAUAGUAAUAUACCGUUAUCAUCGGGAAGUCCACCCGGCCCAGCCUGUUCUUUUAUUUUAUUUAUUUUCUAAAUAUGUGAUUUAAUAAUGAUUUAUUGUUAAUAUGUGAUUUAAUAUUGAGUUAUUGAUAUAUUAUUUAAUGAUGAUUUAAUAAGUUAUUACUAGUACUAUUUUGUAAAUUUGCAAAUUGCACUAACAAAUAUGGAUGUAAUCUCAUGAAUGAAUCAGAAAUAAAUGAUUAUUAUUAUUAUAAUAAACAUCGCCCGCCUUGAUCGUUUGAGCCGCUUCGCCGCGCAGCUGAUGCUUGCUAUACGCUAUUGGACCGAGGUCAGGGCGAUGAGCUUAGUUUACUGAUAGAAUAAAUAAGUCAGGGGUUCUCAAGAUAGGUAAAGACGAAAAAACCAAAAAUAAAUAAUAGUUAGAAAACACGCUUGGGGUGUAUUUCAAGAUAUUUUCAAAAUGACUCUUCUUCAACCAAUAUUUGUGAAUAAAACAUUUAUAAAGCAAAGUCACAUCAACUACCCUUGCCUUUUUUACGAUAAAAUACAUUUUUUUUGUUACUUAAUCACACCAUUCGUAGUUUAUGCUUAUUAAGAAUUAUUUUCUACUUUUCAGUUUAGUUUUCAUUAAAAACGUUGUUUUUAGUUGUAUAUAAACUAUUUAUUUUAUAUUAUAUUCACUUAAGAAAGAGUGAAGUAUUAUCGCUAAUCGUAGAGGAUUAAUGAUGCUGAGGUUUGCCAAAAAUCAAAUUCCUCUUAUUGAAUUGGAGCGCAUUUUUUUAGUGUGUAAUAUCUUACGUAAUAUAAGUUCACCAAUCAAAUGCUCCUUUGUUUUUUAAGUUCAUUUGGUUACCAUUCAAAACAUCUGGUUUGUUACACAACUUUUGCCCAAUUGUUUUCUUUUUUUUUUAUGAUAAUAAGGGGCGAGACGAGCUGUACGUUCAGCUGAUGGUAAUUGAUACGUCCUGCCCACUACAAUGUAGUGCCACUCAGUACAUUACAUUAUAUUUACAUUUUAAGUUUCCAUUUAGAAUGUUAAAAAUAAAAUCCCCAAAAAUGUUAA
Molecule: messenger RNA, 5029 nt
Organism: Leptidea sinapis
Lineage: Eukaryota; Metazoa; Arthropoda; Insecta; Lepidoptera; Pieridae
Exons: 6
Coding region: 87-1361 (424 amino acids)
Source: RefSeq, a predicted model, not a curated record